GUUGGUUCAGAAUUAAUAAUUAUUAACCGAGUAUAAAUAAAAUGAGAUGAUACGUGAAAAUUGAAAAUGAAACCCUUUUGCUGAAAAAGAAAAACGAAUAGGAAUUCAACAGCCUGACUUUGAUCAAUCAAAAUCAACCCACCUCUUCUACGGCUUCAAAUCUACCGAAUGAUAUACAAACAAACGGAUGCUAAUUGCUUGAUCCCUCUUCUUCUUCUACGAUCAACAACAAGAUAACCUAAUUGUUGUUAUUCAUACGUCAUGGAUGAUUACUUCAAGGACGACUUUUCGCAGCUCAUCAAGAGGAUUGGGGCCAAACUCUCUCAAUUAUUAAACAUCCAGGAUUUACCAUCAGUGUGGGGUUUGGGGGUUCUUGUUGCUGCUGUAAUUUUUACAUGUAGACUGUUGUGGGCCCCUAGUGGUCCUCAAAGAAGACAACAUAAAGUUCAAACUCCCACACCACGUAAUUCUGGAGUCAAUAAUAGUCAACCAAAUGCAAGUCAUUUACCUUCUGGAAUUGAAGAUUCAACACCAACUGUUAUAAAUGAGGCGUUACAGCAUGUAAAGCCAACAUUGGGACAAAUUGUCAGACAAAGGUUAACUGAUGGAAGGAAGGUAACUUGCCGGUUGCUUGGGAUUAUACUUGAGGAAAGUACUCCAGAGGAGCUUCAGAAUAAAGCAACUGUUAAAUCCUCUGUUUUGGAGCUUCUACUAGAGAUGACCAAAUUAUGUGAUCUUUAUCUCAUGGAAACUGUUCUGGACGAUGAAACUGAAAAGAGGGUUUUAACAGCAUUGGAGAAUGCAGGGAUUUUCAUGUCCGGUGGCUUGGUCAAAGAUAAGGUGCUGUUUUGUAGCACAGAGAUUGGACGGACUUCUUUUGUUCGUCAAUUGGAACCAGAUUGGCAUAUAGAUUCAAAUCGCGAAAUUAAUUCUCAAUUGGCGAGGUUCAUCAAAUGUCAGCUUCAUAUUUCACCGACAGAAACCGAGCGCAUUGCUUCUAAUGUGUUCAGUUCUUCUUCAUUGGAGCAAUUCUUUGGUAUUUGACUUCUUGAAGUCAACAAUGCAAAUAUGUAUAUCUCUAUUUUCAGCUGUAUGGCUGCAGUGUAUAACUAUAAUACAUGAGAGAUGAUGUAUGUGCAGUAGUUCUGCUUAACUAUUACCAUUUCUUGAUAUAUAUAUACUAUAUUCAAACA
Helianthus annuus (common sunflower) is the source of this 1193-nucleotide messenger RNA. Its product is annotated as peroxisome biogenesis protein 22. Bases 262 to 1044 code for a protein of 260 amino acids. The transcript is spliced from 8 exons. Lineage: Eukaryota; Viridiplantae; Streptophyta; Magnoliopsida; Asterales; Asteraceae. Gene Ontology annotation, biological process: peroxisome organization. The record is from RefSeq and is a predicted model, not a curated record.